Molecule: messenger RNA, 944 nt
Organism: Camponotus floridanus (Florida carpenter ant)
Lineage: Eukaryota; Metazoa; Arthropoda; Insecta; Hymenoptera; Formicidae
Gene: gfzf
Product: glutathione S-transferase 1-1
Exons: 6
Coding region: 162-851 (229 amino acids)
Biological process (GO): glutathione metabolic process
Molecular function (GO): glutathione transferase activity
Source: RefSeq, a predicted model, not a curated record
AUAUUUCAUAUCUCGUUAAAAAAACGAAGAAAGAGAAAGAGAAUUUCCUAAGAUGCCUAAGUGCGUCUAGUUUUAAAUGCAGUUGUAAAUGCUAUUUUAUUAUUGUUAUUAUUUAUAUCGCAUUUUGGAGAUACGAAAUACAUCUAUCUUCCAAAUACAAAAUGAAAUUAUAUUCCGUUUCGGACGGUCCACCGUCUCUCGCUUGUCAGCAACUGUUGAAGGCUUUGGAUAUCGAGUACGAGUUGAUCAACGUAGAUUUUGGGAAAAGCGAACAUUUGACUAACGAAUACGAAGAGCUGAAUCCACAAAAAGAGAUACCUACUCUAAUUGAUGAUGAUCUAAUAAUGGGCGAAAGCAAUGCUAUUUUGCAAUAUCUAGCCGAUCAAUAUGAUUCAAGUGGUAAACUGUAUCCAAAGGAGCCAAAAUUGCGCGCAAUCGUCAAUCAUCGUCUGUGCUUCAAUUUGGCGCUUUAUUAUCGCAAUAUUUCCGAAUAUGUUAUGGCACCGAUAUACUACGAUUAUCAACGCACGCCAUUAGGUUUGAAGAAAACGAAAAUGGCGCUGGAUAUUUUUAACACAUACUUGCAACGCGAAAAUUCCACGUACGCGGCAGGAAAUAACUUAACAAUCGCCGAUUUUCCGCUGGUAACUGCCACGAUGUGUCUGGAAGCCAUCGACUUCCAGUUGGACUCGUGGCCUUAUGUGGUGAAAUGGUAUGAAAAUUUCAAACAGAAACACCCUGAUCUUUGGGAAAUCGCGGCUGAUGGAAUGCGUGAGAUCAGUUACUUUGAGAAAAAUCCGCCCGUUUCUUCCGUGGAUCACCCGAUACAUCCGGUGCGCAAGAACGCGUGAAGAAUUAAUAAAUCUUCUCGCGGGAUUAAGAUUCACAGUUUCUUUACAUGUGAUAUGAAGAAAAUGAUGACAAUAAAAUAAGUGAUAUUUUGA